AUGAAGACCGAUCAGACUGUGGAGUCUAAAGCAACAAACUCCAGCGAUGGAUCCCAGAGCCCUACUACAGCUCCUGCCAGGAGGGCCUAUUCAAUCAAGGAUCACUGGAAGUGCCUUGCAGCCUGUACCCUUGUCUCUAUGUGCCCUUUCCAAUAUGGACUGGAUUUCGGCCUCAUAGGAGGCCUACAGGCCAUGAUUGGCUUCCUCAAGGCAAAGACCCCGCUGGGCUGGAACCUCUCGACGGAGCGCCAACAGCUUAUUUCGUCUCUCAUGACCCUCGGCGCGUUCCUGAGUUCAUCAACCGCAGGCCCAAUUGCCGCCUUCAUGGGCCGCAAGCCGAGUAUCUGGUCCGCCAGCCUGCUGUGCUGUAUCUCGAAUGUCAUCAUGAUGGUAACAACCAAUAUCAACGCUAUAUACAUCGGUCGUCUGCUGCUUGGGUUGGCGAAUGGCCUCUUCAUGACAUUCUCGCAGCUGUACAUCCAGGCAAGUCUCGCAGCCUAUGCAGCACGUCAAUGGAAGUCGCCACUGACGGCGUCUUUGAAUAGGAAUCUGUUCCGGCACGAUACCGAGGUCUAA
Molecule: messenger RNA, 576 nt
Organism: Diaporthe citri
Lineage: Eukaryota; Fungi; Ascomycota; Sordariomycetes; Diaporthales; Diaporthaceae
Exons: 3
Coding region: 1-576 (191 amino acids)
Biological process (GO): transmembrane transport; carbohydrate transport
Cellular component (GO): membrane
Molecular function (GO): carbohydrate:proton symporter activity
Source: RefSeq, a predicted model, not a curated record